AAACCGAUUCGAUUUUGGCUAAUAUUUGGGUCUCUAAUGGCAGUGACUUGCUUAACAGCUGUGGACAUGACAAUUAUCAGUACAACUCUUCCAACAAUUGUUGAAGAACUACCUGCUUCAAAUAUCUCCGGCUCUUGGGUUACAUCAUCCUUCUUAUUGACAACUACCGCUUUUCAACCUUUCAUGGGCGGUUUGUCGGAUGUGGUCGGAAGAAGGAUUGCGAUUGUGAUAGCAGUUUUAUUGUUCAUGGGAGGAAGUGCCCUUGCUGCAAAAGCUGAAACGAUGCUCAUCUUGGUUAUUGGUAGAGGUGUUCAAGGAGUCGGAGGCGGUGGAAUUCAAACAAUAGCAGAAAUCGUUCUAUCCGAUUUGACAACUUUGCGCGAACGUGGAAUCUUUGUCGGUUUGGUCAGUCUAAUAUUUGCUGUUUCAACUUUUAUUGCACCAGUCUUAGGAGGGUUCUUUAGUGAACACAAUUGGAGGUUGGUAUUCUGGAUCAAUUUGCCAAUCGGUGUAGUAGCCUUGGCUCUCAUCAUACCAACUAUGAAGCUCAAAACGCCUACUAUGCCUUUCUGGGCCAAGAUUCAUCGAAUGGAUAUCGGUGCAAAUUUGAUCUUAUUGGCUUCUGUAGUAGCAAUCUUGGUCGCUUUGACCGAAGGAGGAAUCACGCAUCCAUGGUCUUCCUGGCGUAUCUGGGUACCAUUCACUACCGGCUGGCUUGGGAUGAUUCUAUUCUUCGCAAUCGAAUUUAUUCCCAAUCGAUUCUCUCCUGAUCCAGUCUUGCCAAAAAGGUUGUUCGCAAAUCGAACUGCAGCGACUUGCUUUUUGAUGACAUUCGUUCAUGGCCUGCUUACUUAUGGAUUGAUUUACCUUUUACCAAUCUAUUUUCAAUCUGUCAAAUCUGCCUCUCCUUUACAUUCGGCCGUUCAAAUCUUUCCAGCAACUGCUCCCGGUCCAUUUUCCGCAAUUUUAGCAGGUAUUUUAAUGGCAAAUUCCGGCAAGUAUAGAAUGCAAAUUUGGAUUUGGUGGUCAAUCACUUUGGCCGGAUGUGGAUUGUUAUGUCUCUUGGAUUCAAAUACGCCAACAUAUCAAUGGGUUCUCUUUCAACUCGUUCCGGGUUUUGGUGUUGGUGCUUUGUUCACUCUUACUUUACCGCCAAUUCAAGCAAGUUUACCCGUUGAAGAAUUAGCACAUGCAACCGCCACUUUUGCAUUUUGCAGAAGCUUUGGAAGCGUUUGGGGAAUAGCAUUAGGAACAAAUGUUUUCAUUAGCGUCGUCAAUACCAAGCUCUCACAAAUUCAAGGAUUAGCAGAAUUUGGCUUGAAUGGAACAACCGCUUUGGGUUUCACUACGAAUUUGCAAAAGUUACCUGAACAAUUCCAACUUCCUGCUCAGAACGCAUUCAUGUCUGCUAUUCGAACUAGCAUUUAUGUCUUUUGCCCUGCUGCUUUUAUUGGGCUGUUGAUCAGCUUCUUUAUCGAUGAAUUGCCCUUGCCAGAUUUCAAUGAAAGU
Molecule: messenger RNA, 1509 nt
Organism: Meira miltonrushii
Lineage: Eukaryota; Fungi; Basidiomycota; Exobasidiomycetes; Exobasidiales; Brachybasidiaceae
Product: MFS general substrate transporter
Exons: 1
Biological process (GO): transmembrane transport
Cellular component (GO): membrane
Molecular function (GO): transmembrane transporter activity
Source: RefSeq, a predicted model, not a curated record